Linum trigynum is the source of this 1448-nucleotide messenger RNA. Lineage: Eukaryota; Viridiplantae; Streptophyta; Magnoliopsida; Malpighiales; Linaceae. The record is from the annotation of a GenBank genome assembly.
ACAACCCGCAACCCGACCUGUUGUAACCCGCAAUCCGAUCAACCCGAACCCGAUUGAUCUGCAACCCGAUCAACCCGUAACCCGACUGAUCCGCAACCCGAUCAACCCGCAACCCGAUUAACCCGCGACCCGACUGAACCCGACCCGAACCCGCCCGAACCCGCCCGAUUGACACCUAUAAGUUUGAGUGACCAAACAUGUAAUUUAGCCUAUAAAGAUUUUACAAACUAUACAAAUUGAAGCAAAGUGGAUAGUACAUCAAUUAUGUACCUAUCUCAUACAUCAAAUUCGGAUUUAACAUAAGAUGGAGAUCAUAAUAUUUAUUGUGUUCCAGAGAGAGCACCCUGCUGCACCUUCCUCCUCCUCCUCCUUGCGGUAGACGGUAGUGUAGUUCUUUGAGCGAGAUGUAGAUGGUCAAAUUAUUUACGUGGUACAUUAGUUGAAUUAUUUAUCGCCAAUUUAGGUUGGAUCAAAUAUGCAUUUACUAGAGUCCCGCAACGAAAGUCACCCCAGUUGAAGGCAACCAGGAGCUCCCGGCAAUGAAAUUUGCGACCGUAAAUUUGGCAGCUUCCUGGGGGCCCAUCACAUGAAAUCCGGCCCACCUGACCCGGCCCGAGGUGCCUGCACCGGGCCCGCUGUUCGAGAACUCUCCGAAGUAGAGCGUUUUGGAGUACGACCCUUGACCGGGCCACUCGGCCCAACCCUUGGACGAAACGGUGCCGUCGAUGCUGGACUCCAUCACCACCGCCCUCGAGUACUGCUUCCAGGGCCGGCCCAAGUAGCACUCGAAGCCGCCCAGAUCCGGCCCGGCCGAGAUCCGGCUGGCCUGGAGCGAGAACCCGGUCGUCUGGCCCGGGUCCGUCCUGCCGUUGGCGAAGAUGACGACGGAGUUCCCCGGCCGGGGCCGGCGAAGGAGGAGGCUGCAGCUCUGGAAGACGGCGGCGGCGUUGCCGAAGAUGAAGUCGAUGGUGCCGGAGACGUCGCACUCGCGGUAGAACUGGCGGAGGGCGAGGGCGUAGAGGGUGUCCUGGUGCCCGGUGAUGCUGCAGCGGUAGAAGACGGAGCGGUCGGAUGCGGCGUAGAGUGCCACCGCCUGUUCUCCGCCGGGGCCCGCCGUGUUUUGGAAGCCGAUGUCUCUUGCGAUGAAUCCGUCGCCUGUGAUUGCUGGUAAAAGCAGAUGGAUGGAAGCCAAUUAUGAACAAUAAAUUAAUUAUAAUUAUUAAAUUAAUGUGGGAAGUUGGCCCAAUUACAGUUGUUAAACAGUGACUUAACGCUGCCACUAAUUCCCUGGGCUAUUAUUUAUAGGCCCGCCGCCUCCCCCUAUACAAAAUGUAGUUAAAUUAUUUACAAUAUUAUUGUUAAAAUAUCAGAUAAUAAUAGUCAGGCCAGAUAAUUACAAAAAAAAGUGCACAUGUACACCAUGGUUAAAAUAAAAUAGAUUAAAAUUG